Aureobasidium musti is the source of this 1011-nucleotide messenger RNA. Lineage: Eukaryota; Fungi; Ascomycota; Dothideomycetes; Dothideales; Saccotheciaceae. The record is from the annotation of a GenBank genome assembly.
AUGUCUCUCCGCCGAUCCCUCCUCCGCCCUCGACUGCCUUCGGUAGGCCGACCCUUUACACAAGCCUCGCCCAUUCGAAGCCAAUCCACCCAUGCGCCCUUUACAUAUCGACUGGGCGCCUCAUCCAGCGGCAAGGGCAGUCCUGUAGCCCCUCCAAAUGAGAACAACAUGUUUCCUCAAUCCCUGCUGGACCGCGACGACCCCUACUUCACUUCGAUUGACAAGUUCUCGGGAGAAGAUGCCUUUNUCAUGGCCAAGAUUGCUCGCAGUGACAGAUAUAUCGUCUUUGGUCUGGCAGACGGUGUGGGAGGUUGGAGAGACUCGGGAAUCGAUCCUGGACGAUACUCGCAUGGCCUCUGUAGGUACAUGGCCCAAAACACGCACCGUCCCGAGACCGAGGGAGAUUUGAAGCCUCGCAAUUUGUUGCAGUACGGUUAUGAGAAGGUCAUGAGUGAUAGAGGCAUUCAAGCUGGUGGAUGUACUGCCUGCAUUGGUGCCAUUGAGCCAUCUGGUGCUAUGGAAGUCGCCAACAAACUCACUCCACGCAUGCAAGCCCAGAACCGUAUCUUCGGCAACAGUGCCCAGAUCUCAGAGACCCCCGCCCAAUCCGACGUGACCACUCACUCACUACACCAUGGCGAACUUGUCAUCUUUGCGACAGACGGUGUUCUGGACAAUCUAUCUGGCAUGGAUAUCCUCAACAUUGUACAGCCCAUCAUGGAGAAGCACGGCUACUGGGCUGCCGCUGCAAAGGAAACCAUCGUCAAGGCCGACAAACUACGAGACCCCAAAGAGGUCGAAGCUCUCUCCAAACUCCNNCCUUCCGAGAUAGCUUACUCGAUCAUGCGCAAUGCCAAAAUCGCUGGCCUUGACGUGCGGAGAGAUGGUCCCNUUGCGAAGGAGGUCCACAAAUACUUCCCCAAUGAGGAAUAUCAUGGCGGCAAACCUGACGAUAUCGCUGUUGUUGUUGCUCUAGCCAUUCAAGAUGGCGCUCCCAAGGCAAAGCUUUAG